Eubalaena glacialis (North Atlantic right whale) is the source of this 1485-nucleotide messenger RNA. It is a transcript of the gene FAH, whose product is annotated as fumarylacetoacetate hydrolase. Lineage: Eukaryota; Metazoa; Chordata; Mammalia; Artiodactyla; Balaenidae. Gene Ontology annotation, molecular function: fumarylacetoacetase activity. The record is from RefSeq and is a predicted model, not a curated record. Gene Ontology annotation, biological process: homogentisate catabolic process; L-tyrosine catabolic process; L-phenylalanine catabolic process. The transcript has 14 exons. Bases 89 to 1348 code for a protein of 419 amino acids.
GGCGUGACCUGCUUGACCACCUCUGCGAAUCCCGUCCUGCUGGUCGCGCGCAACCCGCAGCCCGUCGUCCUGCUCCGUGCCCACCAGCAUGUCUUUCGUCCCAGUGGCCGAGGAUUCCGACUUCCCCAUCCACAACCUGCCCUACGGCGUCUUCUCCACCAAAGGCAACCCAAGACCAAGGAUCGGCGUGGCAAUUGGUGACCAGAUCCUAGACCUCAGUGUCAUUAAGCACCUCUUCACUGGGCCUGUCCUCUCCCAACACCAGGAUGUCUUUGAUCAGCCAACUCUCAACAGCUUCAUGGGCCUGGGUCAGGCUGCCUGGAAGGAGGCAAGAGGAUUGUUGCAGAACCUGCUGUCCGCCAGCCAAGCCAGGCUCAGAGAUGACACGGAGCUUCGGAAGCGUGCAUUCACCUCCCAGGCUUCCGCCACGAUGCAUCUUCCGGCCACCAUAGGCGACUACACGGACUUCUAUUCCUCUCGGCACCACGCCACCAACGUCGGAGUCAUGUUCAGGGGCACGGAGAACCCAUUGAUGCCCAAUUGGCUGCACUUACCAGUGGGCUACCACGGCCGUGCUUCCUCCAUCGUGGUGUCUGGCACCCCAAUCCGCAGGCCCAUGGGACAGAUGAGACCCGAUGACUCUAAGCCUCCUGUGUAUGGUGCCUGCAAACUCUUGGACUUCGAGUUGGAAAUGGCUUUCUUUGUAGGCCCUGGGAACAAAUUUGGAGAGCCGAUCCCCAUUUCUAAGGCCCAUGAGCACAUUUUUGGAAUGGUCCUUAUGAACGACUGGAGUGCUCGAGACAUUCAGAAGUGGGAGUACGUCCCUCUUGGGCCGUUCCUCGGGAAGAGUUUUGGAACCACCAUCUCUCCGUGGGUGGUGCCCAUGGAUGCCCUCAUGCCCUUUGCUGUGCCCAACCCGGAGCAGGACCCCAAGCCCCUGCCGUAUCUCCACCAUGACCAGCCCUACACAUUCGACAUCAACCUCUCUGUCACCCUGAAAGGAGAAGGAAUGAACCAAGCAGCUACCAUAUGCAGGUCCAAUUUUAAGUAUAUGUACUGGACGAUGCUGCAGCAGCUCACUCACCACUCUGUCAAUGGCUGCAACCUGCGGCCGGGGGACCUCUUGGCUUCUGGAACCAUCAGCGGGCCUGAGCCAGAGAGCUUUGGCUGCAUGCUGGAGCUUUCGUGGAGGGGAACGAGGGCCAUAGAGCUGGGGAAUGGACAGACCAGGAAGUUUCUGCUGGACGGGGAUGAAGUCAUCAUCACAGGACACUGCCAGGGGGACGGGUACCGCAUUGGCUUUGGCCGGUGUGCAGGGAAAGUGCUGCCUGCCCUCUCACCGGCCUGAGGUUCUCUCUGCUUUCCUGGAAACACAAGGCUUGAGCACUGCCCUCUCCACCUCCCUGCGGGGGACCAGGGACCCCCACUGUGGCCGCAGGCCUGGUUCUUCAUUCAAUAAUAAAUAAAGCCAUCGUGCUCCCUCUC